Molecule: messenger RNA, 2252 nt
Organism: Varanus komodoensis (Komodo dragon)
Lineage: Eukaryota; Metazoa; Chordata; Lepidosauria; Squamata; Varanidae
Gene: ATPAF2
Product: ATP synthase mitochondrial F1 complex assembly factor 2
Exons: 8
Coding region: 415-1284 (289 amino acids)
Biological process (GO): mitochondrial proton-transporting ATP synthase complex assembly
Cellular component (GO): mitochondrion
Source: RefSeq, a predicted model, not a curated record
GGCGCCCAGGAGGAGUGAUUGCUAGGCAAGGCGGGCAGGGCUUGUGGUUCGGGGCUUUUGCGGGGGCGAUUCCUCCGGGCAAGGGCCUGGAAGGUUUUCCCUGAGGGGAAGGACGCAGGCUUCGUGGUCUCUGCGAGAUUGUCCCACGGGUGAGGGCACCGAGACCUUGGAGUCAAUCUUGUAACACUGAAAGUGGCGCAGGCGGGGAAAACCGAGAGUGCUUCUUAUUGUCUCAUUUAUUAGCUUCAUUUGCCGUUUAUUUAAAAGACUGUCACUUUCUGCUCGCCUGGGUAAAAGCUGCUGAUGGUGCAGCCGGAAAAAAUGGCAGUCGCUAAUCAAGUGGAAGGGUGAUUCGGAAGGGUGGCGAGACCCCCAGUGCUUUUCCCUGCUCGUGUUCUCUCCCCCAUUGCCAGAAUGUGGCGCCCCCCUUUACGGCACCUGCUUUCUGGCCAUUCCCAUGUGACCCGGGGCCUCUGUCCAACCUUCCUGGCUUGUGGUCCAGGAUUUUUCCCAGUGGCUUUGAGGCAUCCAUAUUCGUUGCAAUCAGAAAGGAAGCGUUUUUACCAGAAUGUUAACAUCUCUCAAGGUGAAAAGGGCUUUGAGAUCAACUUGGACCAUCGCAAGCUGAAGACUCCCCAGGCCAAGCUCUUCACUGUGCCCAGCAAGACACUAGCUCUGGCAGUGGCAUGCGAAUGGGAGUCUCAGCAGGACACCAUCAAGUCCUAUGCCAUGCACCUGACUACCUUGUGCAACACGGCUUUAGACAACCCAUCCCAGCGAAGCAAAGAACAGCUAAUCAGGGCAGCUGUGAAGUUCCUGGAAACGGAUACCAUUUGCUACCGGGUGGAGGAGCCACCAGCCCUGGUGGAGCUGCAGAAGAACGAGUGGGAUCCUGUAAUUGAGUGGGCUGAGAAAAGGUAUGAUGUUGAGAUCGGCUCAUCCACAAGCAUCCUGGGCCCCAACAUCCCGCAAAGGACGAAGGACACCUUCAUUAGCCACCUGGCUUCGUAUAACAGCUGGGCCCUGCAAGGCAUUGAGUACAUGAUCACUCAGCUGAAGUCUCUGAUCCUCUCCAUGGCUCUGCUUGACAGGCACCUCACGGUUGAGCAAGCUGUCCUCCUGUCUCGCCUGGAGGAGGAAUACCAGAUCAGGAAGUGGGGGAACGUGGAGUGGGCCCAUGACUAUGACGUGUACGACCUGCGUGCCCGGACCGCCGCUGCCACCCUGUUCGCUCAUCUCUGCUCGGAGAGUUCUGCCGUCAAGCACAAGCUGCUGCAGGACUGAGGGCCUCGGGUGAAGGAGGCAGUGAUACGGCUGGCCGAGAAGAGCUGCGGCUGAUGCUCCACCCCCCUCCCGAGCCUGGCAUGAUGUCGAAGGGCUGAGCCUGCGUGCCUCAUGGGGACUGUGGGUGAUGCUGGGAGACAUGCGGGCUGCGGGUGCGGCGGGUCUGCCCAGUGGCCUCCGAGCGGGGAGAGGAUCUUCUGGACCGGUGUCCUUCUGCUCCACCGAAACCUUGGCUUGCUGCCUCGGACCGGGCUUCCCUGUGUCACUCGUUUUGCUUCUUCAGCACCUGGGUGCUCAGAGUUUGCACGAGUUCUUGGAAGUGACAGGCAACCACCCGCUAUGGGUGUUUGUGUAGCGGCAGCUUUCUGUAGCCCCCCGAUUCCUCUUUGAAUUCCUCACACCGACCGGCACCAGCACAGGCGAAGUUCUGCAGGGUUCCUGCUUGAAUGUGACUUCCUCGGGAAAUGCUCCCCCACUGGAAAUGGGAGAAGCUCCGUGGUGGGAGCUGUUCUCAGACAGUCUGGGCCUGCAGCGGCCUGUUAGGAAUCAAAGGGGUAACCCUGUGCAGACGUAACUGGCAUGAUCUGCAAACAGCCCUCCCCAGCCAGGCCCCCAUCCAGCUGUGCUGACUGCAUUUCCCAUCAUCCUUGCUAGUUGGGGAUUGAUGGAAGCCCCAUUCCAACACAUCUGAAAAGCACCAGUGCUCAUUUUUUAUGGGUUGGAGUGAAAGUGGAGUUCACUUGGGCAUCUCUGUGGCGUAGCACCCGGGGCUCCGAACCUGGCACGGGGGGCGAUCCGUUCUUUGGUCCUGCUGCGACGGAGGCAUUUAUACAACGCUUUCCACUCUUUCACAGAGGUCAGCUCUGGGGUUUCUGGCAGGCCUGACAAGCAUUCUGCUGCUCGUCCCACUGACACAGGAAAUGUGUUCUUCUCUUUUGCUCUCCCUGAUUAAAUGCUCUUGUUUGGAA